CCUCGGAAAAGCAGCAUAUCCCGUUUCCCCUCGCCGCACAGGACGCUCCCCAGCCCACAGCAUUCAUUCAUUCCAACAGAUUGAUAAAGGGCGGACCGCGUUCAGGAUGCCUCGAGGAAGACCACGCAAGAAUCCUGUCGUGACGUCCAGCGACGCUACGUCCAAGAAUGGGGAUCAGGCAAGCGGCGCUGCGGCUGGUGCGUCGUCGUGCACGUCAGCGGAUGCGAGUACCACGCGUCAGAAAGAAGCUGGAAGCUGGUCAAGCGGCACGACACCAAAGGGAAAUAGUCUCGACGCGCAGAAGGCAUCUGGCAGCACGACUGGUGUCAAGCCCCAGAUGGUCGAAUCGGCGAGCCACGCGUUCCAGGGCUUCUUCCAGGCUCGUGCCGCGAGCACCUCGAGCCCAGGGGGAGGCUCUUGCAACUGCACGGCCACGCUGCGAAUCUUGUCUGAUCGUAUGGACAGGAUGCAAGACGAACUUUCGGCUGCUAUUAAUAUGCUGCGUUCUGACCUUACCGUCGCCAUGGAAGCGAUGCACGCGAACAGAACCAGCUCUGGCCCUUCCUCCAACCCGUUUGCAAACCUCAAGCGCAGCGCCCUGGCAUCACCUAAUCGCGGAUCUUCCAGCAAGUCGUCUGCGAAGCGUGCACGUAUCAGCGAGCCAGCACCGUCGACCAAAGGCAGGCCUGCUGCUCCUUUGGCCUUUGGAGCCAGCAUUUCCAAGUACCCCGAUGGUGCGGAAGAGGGCAGUGAAUUUGGCCUUAGCAUUCCGCGCGUCUCGACCAUCGAGGAUGUGUGGUCCCAGUGGACGAUUGGCGAUGAGUCGCUUAGGGCACCCCUCAAGGAUUGGACGACGCAGAUGAUCGCUGAGUGCCCCCAGAAGAUGGUAUAUUACCAGCGCCGCCAACUUUGCCAGGAGCUUGAGAGACUUGGCGGAGAUAUUGAGCAGUUCAAGGCCAUCCACGGCAAUACUCUCACAGGGGCUGCCGACAGUGUGCGCCGGAAGUGCAUUGAGGCAGGCACCACUAAGCGACGUUCACGCAAGUCUGCCGCUGCAGAUGCUGACGAUGCCAACACAAGCCUCACCCAUAGUGGAACUGGUGCCAAAGCAAGUACAUACGGCGAGGAUGAUGAGAAUGACGACUCCGACGAAGACGAGCGCGUCUCUAUGAUGGCGACUGCCACUGCCGACCGGGCGGUGCAGCAACACCAGCAGAGAACGCAGCAGCAGCAACACCAGCAACCACAACAGCAGCAGCGCCAGCAGGCUCCCAUUCUCUCGCCGCAGGCGCAGCAAACGUCGACGUCGCAAUACCACAGCAGUGGAAUGCACCACUUCCAGCCCAACAGCAGCGCCACGAAUGCCGCGAUGGCCGCACAGAGCCUUCUCGGGCCGCCCCGUCUGCCCGGCGUCGGGCACCACAGCGGGCACCAGCCGACGUCGCCUCACUUGCCAUCCCUGACGCAGCAGGUGCACCAGCAGCAACAGCAGCCGCCGCACUAUGGCAGUCACCAUCACCAGCAGUCGCAUCAAGUCAGUCACCACGGUGGCGGCAGCAGCCUGACCAGCUACUACGCGAACCCUGGCUCCGGCGCCGGCGGCCAUCACCAUAACCAGUACCACACUGGCACCUUUUGAAUCACAGCGGAGGGAGCUCGGCUGGAAGAGCGCGAGCGCGAGCAGCAACAGCAGGAAGCGGCCGCCAGGUUUCCCAGGUCCUCGCAGCCGGAUGCAUAAUCCCCUCGCUAUUGCUGGAACUAAAUUCUGCUGCGUGCUUUGCUCGUCUGUGUUUUCAAACCUCGAGCGAACCUUCGCGAUGGAUCGGAUCCUCCCUC
Molecule: messenger RNA, 1836 nt
Organism: Tilletiaria anomala UBC 951
Lineage: Eukaryota; Fungi; Basidiomycota; Exobasidiomycetes; Georgefischeriales; Tilletiariaceae
Exons: 2
Coding region: 107-1639 (510 amino acids)
Source: RefSeq, a predicted model, not a curated record